AUGGCAACACAUACAUACCCUCCCCCUGAACCUCAUACCAUCCCACCACCGACGAACAACACCCUGUCGUCGAAGGAGCGCUCUGCACUAGUGCGCUCGACCAAGAAGCUAGGACGUAUGCUCGGUGAUAUCCCGCGGUUUAUCGACGAUAUCGAGGAUCAAUUCGUCAUGGUCACGCCUCCGCGACCACUCACUCCAGCUGGACCCUCCAAAGAAGAAACAUGGAGGAGUCGUAAACCGACUCACCUUCCCCCACUUAUGAAGCUCUCUGGUGGCAUUGUCACGGACUCCGAAUCCUCACCUUUGCCCCUACGCACUGCACCCGCACGGCGUGCUAGCAUCGUAUCUACUUCCUCUAACAUGUCUUCUAUUCACGAUCAACUUCCCACUCCUUCCAAGGAGGCUGCGCACCGACGCAGCAAAAUGGAGCGGUUAAGAAGGAGGCUGGGCGAAGAGGUUCCAAUGGAAGCUGUAUUCCCAGCCACGCCUGGCCUGAGGACAGCCGUCCCACAAACCGCGAAGCCUGAGCGCUCGCGUCACCAUGGCCGCUCGCGGUCUGUGCACCCCUCGCACGACGAUACCAUCACAUUCUCAAUAGAUCAUCAUCACACUGUCAUCCUAAAAACGUCCACACGAGCUAAUCACCCUCACUCACCUCAUCGUCCCCACCAUUCGCAUAAAUCCGCACACCGUCCGCCACCAUUACCUAUGAACGGACUACCACCAUUGCCCAAGUCCAAGCAUUCCCGCAUCUCAGACGAAGCGGGGCUAUUGGGCGUGAGGGCAAAGGCAGCCGCAGGCUCUAAAAUCGGCGGUGCAGAUUUCAAGGCUGCAAGACGCGCCAAACGGGAGGGCUUCGGUGAAGUUGAGAUGGUCGGGUUCAUGGGUGGUUUUUAA
Molecule: messenger RNA, 897 nt
Organism: Suillus paluster
Lineage: Eukaryota; Fungi; Basidiomycota; Agaricomycetes; Boletales; Suillaceae
Exons: 2
Coding region: 1-897 (298 amino acids)
Source: RefSeq, a predicted model, not a curated record